This is a messenger RNA of Pyricularia grisea, 1720 nucleotides long. RefSeq lists its product as uncharacterized. NCBI's taxonomy places the organism in Eukaryota, Fungi, Ascomycota, Sordariomycetes, Magnaporthales, Pyriculariaceae. Gene Ontology annotation, biological process: fatty acid catabolic process. The record is from RefSeq and is a predicted model, not a curated record. The coding region runs from base 351 to 1292 and encodes 313 amino acids. The transcript is spliced from 3 exons. Gene Ontology annotation, molecular function: 2,4-dienoyl-CoA reductase (NADPH) activity.
CAGCAAUUCGCUUGAACGUUUCGGGUCAUCCGCUUUGUUAACCGGGCCUUUCUUGUCGUUGUGACUUGCAGUUCAUGAAGGACAUGGGUGUGCUCGGAUUCAUCUGUCUUGUUAAAAGCAGAGGACGGAAGAAAGUAAGCUUAUAAAAAUUUCUAGCUCUCGAGGUACGAUAUUAUGAAUGUUAUUUCAAAUUACCUUGCCAUCUGCUAGUUUUCUCUCGGUCAAAUAAUUCCGUAUCUCCUCCAUCUGCUGGACUAAAUCAGGUCGUUACCAAUCCGACAUACCGGUACAGCCAUUUAUUUGAAUUUGGCAAUUUGAGGCGCUUCACCCGAAGCCAACCAACUACGACCAUGGCAACAGAAUACAUGAGCGCCGUAUGGAAGGACGGCCUUUUUAAGGACCGAGUAAUCUUUGUGACUGGUGGCGCCGGCGACAUCUGCAGUGCUCAAACAAAAGCCAUCGUUCACCUCGGAGCCAAUGCCUGUAUUAUCGGCCGCAACGUUGAGAAGACUGAGAGGGUUGCUAGGGAAAUCGCUCAGGUUCGACCAGGGGCCAAGGUCAUUGGCAUUGGAGCUGUCGACGUCAGAAAGUUUGAGGACCUUAAAAAGGCGGCAGACCGCUGCGUGAGCGAGCUGGGCGCCAUCGACUUUGUCAUAGCCGGAGCGGCGGGCAACUUUGUGGCGCCCAUCUCGGCCCUGACGCCCAACGGGUUCAAGUCGGUCAUUGACAUCGACACCAUAGGAACCUUCAACACUAUCAAGGCGACGGUGCCGCACCUCAUGGCCUCGGCGUCGCGGAACCCGAACCCCAGCCCGACGGGGCAGACGGGAGGGCGCAUCAUCUACGUCUCGGCGACCUUCCACUACACCGGCGUACCGCUCCAGGCGCACGUCUCGGCGGCAAAGGCGGGUGUCGAUAGCCUCAUGGCAUCGGUGGCGCUCGAGUACGGCCCCUUCGGGAUCACGAGCAACGUCAUCUCCCCCGGUGGUAUUGAGGGAACCGAGGGCAUGGAGCGCCUGUCCAGCGGCGAAGUCAACAAGGACCCGAAGUUGGGCGGGGGUGCGGUCCCGACUGGCCGCUGGGGAACCAAACGCGACAUUGGCGAUGCGACCAUCUUCCUCUUCAGCGAGGCGGGUAACUACGUCAACGGGCACUGCCUGGUGGUCGAUGGUGCCGCCUGGAGAGGUACCAACGCGGGUGUCGGUCUGGAUCCGGGCAUGCGCUACCCCGAUUUUAUCCUCAAUGGAGAGUUCUCCAAGCAUGUCAAAUCUGGAAGGAAAUCGAAGCUUUGAUUUAUUGUGCUUUUAAUCUUUAUUUCAUGAAAAUUUGUAUAUGGCCCCAGGAACGGAACUACCUUUACCUUUCGCGCAACUUAGAACGGGGGCUGGAUUUGAUCACAGUCAACUUCAAAUAUACGGUAUCACGAUCAAAUAACGCAGAUACUAUUUGCGAUGCUUACCGGAUGUGGUUCGGGCCUUUGUGGGCUUUUUGUCGGUUGUCGGGGAUAGUCCGCGGACUUUUAACCCCCCGGCAAGCUGGACUGGACUAUGUAGUACUGGAUAUUAUGACACACAAACACUGUGAGGAAUAAGCAGACCCAUCACAGAUGGACGGUUGGGGCCGAGUCAAACCCACGAUUGGGUGUUCGUUUACGAUACCGGUGGGGUUUCCGUCUAAGAUCGUCCUUAUCAAGGUGCCUGUCAACUCACGAUGGGGGAUG